Messenger RNA from Prorocentrum cordatum, 160 nucleotides. NCBI's taxonomy places the organism in Eukaryota, Dinophyceae, Prorocentrales, Prorocentraceae. The record is from the annotation of a GenBank genome assembly.
GCGGCGCGCGCUGGUGGCGCGGCUCGCGCUGAGGCACCUGUCGAGGGCGUGCAGGUGGCGCGGCAGGCGCCCGCGCGCGCUCUGGCUCGCCGCGCGCUUCGCGGGGCUCGUCGCGCGGUGCUUCGCGGAGGCCGCGCUGGGGCGGACCUCGCGGCCCUGA